AUGGGUUGCAUGAGGGAAUUGAGUAAAUCAGAUUCUGAAGAUGGAGACAAGCAUCAGCACUAUUUAGAAGGUCUUGGACUCACCCCGUUAAUCCUUUGGAGCCGUACAACAAAGGCCAAGGAAUGCUUGUCUGGCAUUUCCAAGGCACGAGGUUUCACUUUCAGUCAUCGGAGCCGGACUGCAUCCCGUCGCUGCCGCCAGGAAUCGUGCACGAAGGACUCCAGUCGCUUAAACCUGAAUUCUUUUCUUUUCCUCUGUCAGAGAAGACAGACGGUCGUCUUCAGCAUGUUCUGCCUACAGUCAUCUGUAUGCCUACAGCUGUCAUUCCUGAUACUGACAGAGUCUAAGUUACUGGAAUUAAGACUUAUUCUAUGCAUCUGCUCUCCCACAAUAUGGCGCUAUGGGGUGAGUUCACUGGUGGAGAGGACCAUUGCAAGACUUCGCCUGAAGAAACUGUUCAGUGGCGUCUUUGUCCAGAUCACCCCCCAAAACCUAAAACUGCUGCGGAUAGUGGAACCUUACGUGACCUGGGGAUUUCCAAAUCUGAAGUCUGUCCGGGAACUCAUCCUGAAACGUGGGCAAGCAAGGGUCAACGAUAAGAGCAUCCCUCUGACAGACAACACCGUGAUUGAGGAGCACCUGGGGAGAUUUGGUGUCAUCUGCUUGGAAGACCUCAUUCAUGAAAUUGCCUUCCCGGGGAAGUAUUUCCAGAAUAUUGCGAGGUUCCUGCGCCCUUUCCAGCUGUCAGUGGCCCGUCAUGCUAGCAAGAACAGAGUGGGCUUCCUCAAGGAGAUGGGCUCACCUGGCUAUCGGGGUGAACGCAUCAAUCAGCUCAUCCGCCAGCUGAACUAGACCCAGGAUAUCUGGAAAGAUGUUUUUUUGGAAUUAUUAUCAAGUAUCUUCAGAGAAGAUUUUCUUCCUUAUCCCCGGAAAUUGGAAAGGACAGAUCAAGGGAAAGAUAGUUGUGAUCAUGGCAGGCACCUCAUCCCUACCCCGUUCCAAGGAGAGGUUCCACUGUCUUCCAUCUUGGGUGCUGCCUCCUCUGGACUCAGCACCGACCAUUGAAGAAGGAGUCUUCCUUUGUCACAGCUUCUGUCCUGGCAUUUGAUUUUGGUGAAUGACUGGCCGGAGCAUCUGUCAAGAUUUCCCAGGACUUGGGGGCUACCAGGGCCUUGUUUUGAAGAGACUUGAAAUACAGUUAGGAAGCGGAGCACCAAAACAGUGCUCAGCUGUGUCUGCUGUGGAUCCAUGUUUCAGCUGCUCAAUGACGACUGCAGGCACUCUCACUUGGCUGGCUUCUCAAUGUGUCUGAUGGCUUUUCUGUUCUAGCUUGGAGCUGCCGUACUCCUUUUCUUAGCUCAGAAUUUUUCAAAGGAAGGAUCCCUUCACCGGGCAAACACAUACCCAAAAUUUUACUUGGAAUUUCAGGGAGCUCAUAGAACCCCUCUCAGGCAGAGCUCCCCGGGGUGAGGAAGUCCGGCUCUUAAGGAGGGUUGGUCUCCCAGGCCUUCAUCUUGCUAAUCUCUGGUUCUGUAUCCUACCGAAUACCAGAGUUGACCAAGGUGGCUUUUCCCCAUCAAGCCAGUUGGGUGUUUUCCGCUAGCACACUGGCAGCUCUUGUGGCUUCUUGUGCCAUCUGUAAGUCUGGAAAUGCCCACCCUUUCCCCCUCUGGCUUGGGGGUUGAAUUUCCUGGUUUCCCUGAUGAUUAAGCAUCAGAUCAGGAAGUGGCGAACCAUUUUCUCAGUUUGGUUUGAGUGAAAUUAGCACUGGCUUUUUAAGGCCCCAAAUAAACAGCUUAGUUGGACCUUUUCCUUUCA
This is a messenger RNA of Oryctolagus cuniculus (rabbit), 1818 nucleotides long. The record is from RefSeq and is a predicted model, not a curated record. Lineage: Eukaryota; Metazoa; Chordata; Mammalia; Lagomorpha; Leporidae.